Molecule: messenger RNA, 1308 nt
Organism: Indicator indicator
Lineage: Eukaryota; Metazoa; Chordata; Aves; Piciformes; Indicatoridae
Gene: UBAC1
Product: UBA domain containing 1
Exons: 10
Coding region: 25-1266 (413 amino acids)
Molecular function (GO): protein binding
Source: RefSeq, a predicted model, not a curated record
CCGGAGGCGGCGGGGCCCGGGGCGAUGUUCGUGCAAGAGGAGAAGAUCUUCGCGGGGAAGGUGCUGAGGCUCCAUGUGUGCACCAUGGAGGGUGCGGAGUGGCUGGAGGAGGUCCCCGAGGACACUACGGUGGAGAAGCUGAAGGAGCGAUGCCUGAAGCACUGUGUACCUGGGAGCUUGGAGGAUCCAAAAACUGUGACACAUCAUAAGUUGAUCCAUGCUACUUCUGAGAAGGUGCUGACAGACACAAAAACAGUGUUGGAGGAAAACAUUCAAGACAGAGAUGUCUUGCUCUUGAUCAAGAAGCGUGCGCCACCUCCGCUCCCCAAAAUGGCAGAUGUGUCAGCAGAGGAGAAAAGGAAACAAGAGCAGAAAGCUCCUGAUAAGGAUGCCAUCCUCAAAGCAACUGCAAACCUGCCCUCUCGCAACGUGGAUCGCACUGUGGCCCAUCACAACAUGAGGGAUUUUCCUUUCUUGCAGUUCCAGACGGAGCUCCGGAAGAUCUUAGUGUCUCUCAUAGAAGUUGCACAGAAAUUGCUAGCGCUGAACCCAGAUGCAGUUGAACUAUUUAAGAAGGCAAAUGCCAUGCUGGAUGAGGAUGAGGAAGACAGAGUGGAUGAGAUAGCUCUGCGACAGCUUACAGAAAUGGGGUUUCCAGAAAGCAGAGCUGUCAAAGCCCUUCGAUUAAAUCACAUGUCAGUGACGCAAGCCAUGGAGUGGUUGAUAGAACACGCAGAUGACCCUGCAGUGGAUGCUCCACUUCCAGGUCAGGCUCCAUCAGAAGCCACAGAUGAAGCUGGUGCAUCUUCUGCUGAAGCAACUGCAGGGCCUAGUGCAGAGGCAGGUGGGGAAGAGGCCAAGGAUGAGCUGACAGAAAUAUUCAAGAAGAUCCGGAGGAAAAGAGAGUUUCGACCAGACCCACGAGCUGUCAUUGCCCUGAUGGAGAUGGGAUUUGAUGAAAAAGAAGUGGUAGAUGCACUCAGAGUAAACAACAACCAGCAAAACGCGGCCUGUGAAUGGCUGCUGGGAGACAGAAAGCCUUCUCCAGAGGACUUAGAUAAGGGCAUUGACACCAACAGCCCUCUCUUCCAAGCCAUCUUAGAAAACCCAGUGGUACAGUUAGGGUUAACCAACCCUAAAACUCUACUAGCCUUUGAAGAUAUGCUUGAAAACCCCUUGAACAGCACUCAGUGGAUGAAUGAUCCAGAAACUGGGCCUGUCAUGCUCCAGAUCUCUCGAAUCUUCCAGACGCUGAACCGCACGUAGAGGGCGAUGCCAGUCCACUGUGCCACUUCCUGCUGUCCCUCA